GCAGCGGCAGCCAAUGUAUGAAAUGCGUCUAAGGGUGGCUAAGGCUAAGCAAGCCUCUUGGUGUACAUUGGUGCAGCCGAGGUACAAAUGGCGCUUGUUCGGGAAUCAUCAAAACAAGUUGAAGAAUCAUCAGAAUCAUCAUAACAAGUUGUUGAAAUCAACAGCAUGUACACAUCAAAACAAACUGAAGCAUCAUCAGAAUCUAAGAUUAGUAUUUCAGAACGAUUAUGGAAAAACUGGGAGAAUGAAGCACUGUACUUCUGGUAUUUACCUUUGUCUCUUCACAUGGCUUCUGGAAGUUUAGAUGAUAAAGAAUUUUAUCAAUAUGUUGCUAAUUAUGCACAUUUGCUGAACAAUUUUCUGGAAGUGUUCAAGUUAGCAGCAGAUCAAUGUGAAGAUGAUUCUGAUAAAGCUGCAUUCUUAAGGUGGAGUAAAAAUGUGAAGCAAGAACUGGAAAGGCACAAUUCUUUUGUUGAACAGAAACUGGGUUUAGACCCUACAAAAGAAACCAUUAUUCACACUGCAACAGCAAAAUACGGAGAGUUCUUGUUAGCGACUGCAUCUGGUGAUAUACAAGUUCAUGAAAUUCCAAUACAUCAGUCAAAAAUUCCUGCUUAUACUCUUGGUGCUAUGAUGCCAAGCCUGAGACUCUAUGCCGUUCAUAGUAAGGCGGUGCGAGAACUUGGUACUCCUCAUGGUAGUUCUCACGCACGUAGCAAGUGGAUCAAAGAAUAUACUUAUGAAAAUUUCAAGAUAUCAUUUCUGCAUGCUGAGGUAUUGCUUGAUAAGCUAUGCAACUCUUUGGCCCAGGAAGAGAUUGAAGUCGUAAAAAGGCUUUAUCGUCCUGCUAUGAGACUUAAAAUGGACUUCUUUAAUUCUCGACAGUCUGCCCUGAUCAUCCCAGUAUAUACAAAGCUUGAUCCUAAGGAACAUCUGAUGCUAUUUGCUGAUUUUGACUUUACAUGUACUGAUCUGGGUUCUUUGGGAAUUUUAAAAAACAUUGCAAUAGUGACUGCUCAAAAAGCCGAUCAGCUACUGCAGGGUCAGGAUAGAGACAAACCUUCUCAUAUUACAUCAACAGAUUUGAAGAAUACUUGGGAGCUUCUUUCCCAGCAGUCUACUCUCGAGUAUGAUAAGUGUAUAAAGAAAAUUAUGCUCGGUGAAAAAGCUCUUAGUUUUAAUUAUGACGUACUCCAGUCACUCCACAGUGCCCUUGUAGAGCUCUCAUCUUCUGAGGGACAAGCGGUUUCAAGAAUAUUUGAUUAUGGUGUACUGAAAGCCAUAAACUUGGAGGACAUAAAGCAAGCUGGCAAGUAUAUGAUACUUAAAAAUGGUUGUAUGAAUUUUUUCAAGAAGGUGAACAAGCUCGAUGUAUCAACCCUAUUGUCUGGAUUCAGAAAUGCUUAAAAAUGGAUAGAUAUAGCUUCAGUACAACAACAAACUGUAUUUCAGUUUGUUCCACAAGGAGGAAGAACCAAGACUCUACUCAGAAAUGCUUUGAACAUAAGCAACACUCGGACAUCAGUUUAAGAUUCACGGAGUCGUGCGGUAAUCACAAAGCGAACGAUUCUUUCGCCUUUUACUAAAGAAUACCAUGUGCUUGCCGCAGUAAAGCGGCAUAC
This is a messenger RNA of Papaver somniferum (opium poppy), 1622 nucleotides long. RefSeq names its product bifunctional TH2 protein, mitochondrial-like. The transcript has 6 exons. Bases 166 to 1407 code for a protein of 413 amino acids. Gene Ontology annotation, cellular component: cytosol. Lineage: Eukaryota; Viridiplantae; Streptophyta; Magnoliopsida; Ranunculales; Papaveraceae. The record is from RefSeq and is a predicted model, not a curated record.